AUGAGAUAACAUCAGUAGUUUGGUUGCAAAACACGGCUGUUGCGCCAAUAAGGUCAUGGUUUCUUGAGAUAAGAAAAGUUAUCCAUUAUUUGGAGCGUUCCCGCCUUUCAAACCUGAGUUUAAUACAAUGAACCGUCAAACUAAGUGAGUAGAUUUCACGACAGUCUUCACUGGCACCAGGUCUCAAGGUACACCAUGCUGUUUCUUCUUCUCUGCUCUACUGUACACUUUUGCCUCGCAAAAAUSGGUGACGCGGCUGGAGCUGGUCUUCAWUUCACGGGAAAAGCWGACCAACAAGCUGAGUACGAUCCUUGGGAUUUUUCGAUUCGAAAUGGCACACUUUCUUUCCUCUUUCAAACACAUAAACGAACUGGUUUAUUACUUUAUCAGGACAACAAACGCAACAACCGCGGCAAUGACUAUUUUGAUGUUUUCAUCGUAGAUGGACGUCUUCGCCUGAGAUUUUAUAUCACAUUUUGCGCAGGAGAACCAGAAGAACUAAUSAUUGAAGGAGAUUUCUCGGAUUCCCAAUGGCACAGGGUAACUCUGGGUCUCAGUGAUACAUCCAUUUCAUUUUCUGUGAACAAAAUGACGAAACCAAAAGUCAUAAUGUGUCCAAAUGCAGGCAGAUACGAUCAUUUACGAAAACGACGUUGGACUGCCAUGUACCUUGGAGGUAUUGACUUGUUCUCAAGAGGUUUUCUCCCGUCUAUUGGUAGAUGGGCAAGUCCAUCGAUUUUUAACGAAGCUGSCAGUAAAAGCUUCACAUUCGAAGGCUGCAUUGGUGAYUUGAUGUAUCGUAAGGGUAAUGGAAAAGGCACUAAAGCCAAGCUUAGAAGAAAGAACUUUGCGGUCGCCGAGUGCGACAACGCUUGUACUGACGAACCUCAAACUCAAUGCAGCAACGGAGGAUUCUGUAUCGACCACAUUCUCACAUAUGAGUGUGACUGCACGGGGACUGGGUACGAGGGCUUCGAUUGCACAAAAGGUCAGUUUGUCAUGCGCAGUAAUACAACCUUCAACGUCAGUGAAUACAACUACGUGGAAAUCAUUCGUAGACAAAGACGUUUAACAAUCGACAUCAAUAGAGGCUUGGAGGUCCAGAGUAAAACUAUUCCAGGAACAUURUAUUCUUUGGAUCUUAAGGGAGCUGAUCGUAUAUCGUAUUUUGGUGGCGGACCAGGAAGUUUACCCCUUUCCACAAGCCAAAGAAAUUUCAGUGGGUUUCUGCARCAGUUAAAAUUCGAUAGAUUUAAGGUUCUAGACAAAGUGGUUAAAAGUCCGUAUUCUGACAAGAGAUUUGGUGUCGGUGGCAAGGUUGAAAAUGGAGCUAAUCGGAUGGAUUUGUUGCCACCAGACAAGUCUAUACCAGGGUCAGGGUGCAGUGAGCUAAAUGACGACGAAGACAACGAAGGAUGUCGACCAACAACCCCUAAAUGCAUCACACCCGAAUGCAUCUUUGGAAGAGAAACAGCGAAUCCAGACACAACAACACAGCCAUCAAUAGCAACACUUCCUACUGAGACAGUCGAUGGCACACCCACCCCUGGUGUAGUAAUGAGUCUUCAAGAGCCGCCAGCUCCUGAUCGUCGUACAUCCCCCUGGAUUAUUAUCAUCAUUGUUGUAGCAGCCGUCGUGGCUGUUCUUAUUACAAUCUUCUUUCUCUACCGCUGGAAUAUUAGGUAUUCAGGAUCAUUCAAACCCAGUAAGAGUGAGCCUGGGGAGGGAGUUAAGCCCUUGGAACGAGGCUACGAGCAACCAGCAUUUUAUGUCUCACCACACAAGCCCCCGAAAGCUGAAGAGACAAUGGCGUAGAGGAAGGCACUACUAAGUGACUCUUGAUACUUGAAGAGUCUUUGAGGAUGCAUUGACACUGGUCAGCGGUCAUUCAAAUAAAACGAUGAUUACAAAUGUACAAAGAAGAAUUUGAAUCAAKACAAUAUGCCGAGUGAUUGAUUGGACAAUAUCAAAUCACCAUAGAGGACUUAUCUGCKGUGGAAGGCACCGGAAUUUGAUUUAUACCGAGAUUUAUAUGAAAUGUUCAGGCUMAAAGUGAAAUGUACAUACAUCGUUGCAAUGAUUGCGUUAAAAUCUGUCAUGCUUUAACUUAAAUGAAUGUUUUAUAUUGUAAUUUCAGUUUGCAUGGUAUUUGGAAAUCAAGAACGAUCUGAACGAAGAAAUUAUACCGUUAAAAUGYAAUUCAUUUUUCAUAUAUAGCUUUCAUAACUUUGCAAUGUGCAGCGACGCCAUUUUGUGCAGCGAAGCAUGAUGGUAGUUGUAGUACUCGCACUUAUUUGAGACUCUUAAAUAUCUCCUUAAGUCGUUUUUACAUUUUCUUAGUAGAAACAGUAGAACUACUUCUAUUUUUGAUUAGAAACUGCAAAAACUGCUAAGAAGGACUUUUGUAGCGGACAUAAAAAAGUACGAGGACUGCAACUAUACCAUCAUGCUUUGCUGCAAAAAAUGGCGCCGCUGCACAUUGCCCAAUGGGUGCAUGCUGUUUUGUAUGGAACAAUACGAGAGAAUUCUUUCCAAAACGACCGAGUAAAAGCCCAGGGCCAGUUUAACGAAGGGUGAUAAAGCUAUCCACUUCAAAGCCGAUUCUGUAGAUUCUAUCAGCUCGAUAAGGAUUCUGUGGAUAGAGCCAUUCAUCCUUYAAACAACCGGCCUCUGCAUGCACGUAUUUCAUUCAGAAUUUCAAUUUCUCUCGAAUAAUAAGAACAUUUAGCUGCAAUGAAGAUUAAAAUCGUUUGAAUACUUUGUAGUAUAAAUGAUAUUAAUAAAAUACAACUUAAGUCUGAAGAACAGACUAG
Messenger RNA from Exaiptasia diaphana, 2813 nucleotides. RefSeq lists its product as uncharacterized. NCBI's taxonomy places the organism in Eukaryota, Metazoa, Cnidaria, Anthozoa, Actiniaria, Aiptasiidae. Bases 196 to 1815 code for a protein of 539 amino acids. The transcript has 7 exons. The record is from RefSeq and is a predicted model, not a curated record.